GGCGUCACAGCUAAUCCGACCGACCCUGCCAAAAAAAAAUUUAACGGAAAAACAAAGAUUUGCGGUUGCGGUGGACGGAGGCGGAGGCGUCGAGCAAGCGGUAGAUUGUAGUGCCACGAACCUGUGACGGGUUGCCAGCGUGUCAGACGGGUUUGAGGGCUCUUUGGUCGCUGAGCUGAAAGGUCAUUGCUGGCUUUUGUGCCCUGAGGACAUCUGGUUCAGUCAAAAUAACGAAAAUGGCUGGAUUAACCGGGGUGAACGCUUGCCUUGUGCUGCUAUGUGCCGCGGGCGUCGGUGUGUCAUAUUACGCAUUCUUCGUCGAAAGCAACGUCGAGCGCAAUGAUAAAUACGAGGCGUUGUGCGACGUUAAUGAACACAUCAGCUGCACCAAAGUUUUUGCCUCGAAGCAUGCCAAAGGGUUCGGAGUAGUCGCCAAGUACUUUGGAGAGAGCCACUUCCUUAACCAGCCCAACAGCGUCUACGGAAUCUUCUUCUACGCUUUCCUUGCUAUUCUGAGUUUGAUCAACAACUCUGUCGUCUCGAACAUUCAGCUCAGCUUGUCCUUCAUUUCCAACUGUUUGUCUAUGUACCUUGGUUACCUUCUUAUGUAUGUCAUCAAGUCACUGUGCCUAGUCUGUGUCGCCACUUAUGCCAUUAACUUCCUCAUCUUUAUCACCACAAUCUGGAAACUGAAGAAACUGGCUAAGAAGUCAUCGAACAAGAGGGGUCAAAAGUCAGAGAACACUAAACAAAAGAAGGCUGCCAAGAAAAAUAAGUAAAUUAGGUCUGACUCUAGCAUUCUCAAAUUACCUGAAACUUGUUCUGGCAGUGCCAGAAUGCAGAUAUAUUUAUUUGCCUCUUCUGAAAAAAAAAAUGCCUUCUAAUUUUAUUGCUCAAAAGUCACCUGCCAUUAGUAUGAGCAAGACAGUGCUGUUGAUCAGUGCCGUACAGUUGACAAUGAAUGACUUCAGAAAAUUUUUGUCUCAUCAGUAGUAUUGACCUCAAGAUGGAAAGGUUUUGUUUCCUGUCUCAAUGAAAACCGUAGUUGAUAAUGGGUUUGUCCAUUUCUUUCAAACUAUUAUUACGGGUAUGAAGUCUCUUCCAAAGCUUGCUGCCUUAUAGGUGUUUUCGAUGCAUGUCUUUUUAAUUUAUGCUAUGCCGCAAGGUCCAAAUUGUUUUAAGAAAUGUAACUUGAAGGAUUGGCAAGUUAGGGACCAUGGUUACUAACCAAGUGUUGGAUUUAUGAUUUUUAAAUCAAUUUCAAAUGACCUUUAAUUAAGCUAAUUUUCUGUUCAAUUUGUUUUAUUUUGUUUUAAUAUUUUUGUUGAGUGGAGAGAAUGGUUCUGAGUCUUACUGUAGACUUGUGGGUCUUAAGUAGAAAUCCUAGCAUUUGGGAGCUCUCUGAUUUGCCUUGGUUAAUCAUGAGCAGCAAUUAAAUGUACUACUUUUCCAUUGAGAUUUUUUAGACUGAUGGUUGUGAAUGUGGUAGUUCAGUAUUUAAGAAUAAUUUUUUCUGUAUCUUGUACUUUGACAUUCCAAAUGUAUUUAAUUUACCAUUUGUAUGGUAUAUAUUUAUGUUGACUUAAGGAGAACCUACAGAACAGAGGUCAUUGUGUCCAAUCAUUCUUGAUAGAUCCUCUCGGCAAAGAUUUUGCUUUGCUGAAGAUUUGAUUUUUUAUUAUUUGUUUAAAUUUUAAAUGUGUGUGAACUAGUACUUACUGUAAUUAACGGCUCUUCUGAGCAUAGUCAGAACCAUGACAAACUUUUGCCUCUACUGUUUUUGUAAUUUUUCUUUUCAUGAUGUGUACCCUAUAACCAUCUUACCAGUAGAAAGUAGAUUGGCUAAAUGAGAUGUAGUGCGAAGGCUUAGCUUACUAUUUAAAGUUCGAUCUGAAUUGCAUCUCUACCUUUUCACUGUAAGCUCAACUGGCGUAAGGAGUUUUUCCUCCAACAUUUUAUAAAUGUGUGCUGUGUGAUUGUAACAUUCCACUGGUCAACGAUGUAUUGUGAGGUUGAUAUAUUUUUUAUCAGCUUCCUAUUACAAUGAAUAUUGUGUUGCUGUUUUACUAUUUGAAAAAUUUAAUUGAAUAGGUCAUAUCACAUAAACACUGUGAGCUACACAAUGAAUUCCAUUAAAAAGGUUGAAAAUUAAGAAAGGUUGAAACCAA
Molecule: messenger RNA, 2168 nt
Organism: Thrips palmi
Lineage: Eukaryota; Metazoa; Arthropoda; Insecta; Thysanoptera; Thripidae
Gene: Vkor
Product: vitamin K epoxide reductase complex subunit 1-like protein 1
Exons: 3
Coding region: 237-779 (180 amino acids)
Biological process (GO): peptidyl-glutamic acid carboxylation; vitamin K metabolic process
Molecular function (GO): vitamin-K-epoxide reductase (warfarin-sensitive) activity
Source: RefSeq, a predicted model, not a curated record